GAGAAUCUUUGAGCUGAUCAAUUUAUAAUCCCACAUACAGUUCGUCCACAGCAUUUAAUCAACCGGAGAGAGAAUUAUUCAUUCUAACUACAACUUGAAGACUCGAUAAUUUUCAAAAUCCAGUUCGGAUUUUUCCUCACUUUUUCAGUUCGACUAGUGACAGUUUUAUGGAUGUCAUGCCUUUUUCAGUCAUUGUUGACAUUGUUGCGUAGUCAUUGUUGACAUUGUGCUCCGAUGCUGUAGGAUGGACAGGAGACAUUCAACUCAGAGCUCAAUCUAAAUGCGUUGAAGUUUUUAAUACGACGUUAAUUUAACUGAGAAGGAGAUUUCGGUUGGAUUAAAUGAAUCAAACAAACAAUGAUAUUAUUCCGGGACUGGAAGGAGUCACCCCGGAUGAUGCAACAUGGAUUUUAACAUCUUCAUUUGUAAUUUUCACAAUGCAAACAGGUUUUGGAUUGCUGGAAUCGGGUGCUGUUACGAAGAAGAACGAGGUUAACAUUCUAAUGAAGAACGCAGCCGACGUCGUCUUAGGGGGACUUUCUUACUGGAUGUUUGGUUUUGGUUUUCAAUACGGAAACGGACCCGGGACGACGUUCCUUUUUGGAAUAGGAUCGUUUGUUCUGGACGCGGAGCCUGAAACGAUGGGAGCCGUGUUUGCGACGUUCAUCUUCCAACUUUCAUUUGCAACUACAGCGACGACAAUCGUGUCCGGAGCGAUGGCCGAGAGGACCGACUUCCACGCCUAUUGCAUUUUCUCUUUUCUGAACACUUUGACUUAUUGUAUUCCAGCCGGAUGGUUGUGGGCUGAGCAUGGUUUCUUAAGACAUUUGGGUGCACUGGAUUUUGCUGGAUCAUGCGCCGUCCACCUUACAGGUGGGAUAUCCGCUCUGGUGGCUGCUAUGAUGCUGAAGCCGAGAUUAAGAAGAUAUGACAAUGGUCCUGGUCCGUUACCCAUGGGGAAUCCUGGUAAUGCCCUGGUUGGAACAUUUACUUUAUGGUGGGGAUGGUUGGUUUUCAACUGUGGAAGUUCAUUUGGAAUAUCUGGUGAUAAAUGGCAUUACGCAGGAAGGUCUGCUGUAAAUACGAUCAACGCAUCUUUAGCCGGAGGAUUAGCUGGGUUAAUUUAUUCGUACAUAAAAAAUAAAUUGUUUUUGGUUGGAGAUUUGAUAAAUGCCAUUUUAGGAGCUUUAGUUGCUGUUACAGCUGGUUCAGGUUUUCUAAGGUCAUGGGAAUCUCUCUUAGUUGGAGGUGUUGGUGCUGUGCUGGUGAACAUAGUUCCUCCUUACAUGGACAAAUACAGAAUUGACGAUCCUGUUGGGGCCGUAGCUGUGCAUGCCAUGGGUGGUCUAUGGGGAAUGAUUGCAGUUGGAUUAUUCAUUGAUGAUGAUGACUUACUCAAUCUUACGCACAGUCGAAGUGGACUAUUGAAGGGCGGUGGCCUGUAUCUGCUGGGAGUGCAACUAUUGGCAUGUAUUGCGGUCAGUCUCUGGAGCAUGGUCACUACUUACCUUAUAUUAAAAGGAAUCGAUUAUUUUGUACCAAUUCGUCUGGCACCACCCGAAGAAAUCCUUGGAGCAGAUUUUGUUGAACACGACGUCCGCCACGAAGGUUAUAACUACGAAGUCAUGAUGACAGAAUUGGAAAACCUUGGAUUGAAACUGAGACAUCCCCGAAUCCACAAUCCACCCAGGAGUCAGUGGGAUGAUCAUCUAAUCCUACAGUACAUUGAAAAAGUUCUCAACAAAAGUGACGCGUCAACAGUGGACCACCCUUUGCCUGACAUAACAAUCGAUCUUCCUAUCUCGACUGGAGAACGUUUCCUUAUAAGGAGCGAUCGAAGGACAGAUGGAUGCUAUUUAUCUUAAAUUAUUAUGUAUUUGCCAUAAGAAAAAUAUUUGAAUUUUAUGAGAAACGAUAGCAGACCACAUUAUUUUCAAUGAUAUUUGAAAUACGUGAGUUCUUAAAAAGAUUCAGAGGUAAGCCACGGAAAAGUGGCAAAUAUGUAGUGGAUAUGGCACUUUUUUUAAACCAGUUAAGUGCGUUUAACGAGAAUAACACGUUGUAUAUACACCGAAGAGCCAUUACAUUAUGA
Messenger RNA from Parasteatoda tepidariorum (common house spider), 2092 nucleotides. Its product is annotated as putative ammonium transporter 3. The record is from RefSeq and is a predicted model, not a curated record. NCBI's taxonomy places the organism in Eukaryota, Metazoa, Arthropoda, Arachnida, Araneae, Theridiidae. Gene Ontology annotation, biological process: ammonium transmembrane transport; ammonium homeostasis. Gene Ontology annotation, molecular function: ammonium channel activity. Gene Ontology annotation, cellular component: plasma membrane.